Molecule: messenger RNA, 732 nt
Organism: Parnassius mnemosyne (clouded apollo)
Lineage: Eukaryota; Metazoa; Arthropoda; Insecta; Lepidoptera; Papilionidae
Source: the annotation of a GenBank genome assembly
AUGUUGCUUGUUAUUUGGUUCGCGGUCAUAUUGGCCGCUGCGGCGCUCUAUUUCCAUCAAUUGCACACCAGGUUCAGCAGAUAUGGAGUCAAGCAGUUCAAGCCAAUACCAAUUGUUGAUAAUAUGGCUCGCAUUAUGCUACGUAUGAGACAUAUAACUGAUGACACACAAAAGCUUUACAAUGCCUUUCCUGAAGAGAGGUUCGUAGGAAGAUUUGAAUUUCUGAAUCCUGUGGUCAUGAUUAAAGACAUUGAAUUGAUAAAGAAGAUAACGGUGAAGGAUUUCGAACACUUUCUGGACCAUCGCUCUAUUGUUAACGAGAAUGUUGACCCUUUCUUUGGGCGGAAUCUGAUCUCAUUGAAAGUGUGGACUGACAACGACAUAGUGGCUCAGGCAGUGUUGUUCUUCAUUGCUGGUUUCGAUACUAUUUCUUCUGCUAUGUCGUUCGCGCUUCACGAAAUAGCUAUGCACCCUGAAGUCCAGCAGCGUCUGUAUGAAGAGAUCAAGGGACACCACGAAAAGAACCGCGGAUCUUUAAAUUACAAUUCAAUACAGAGUCUGAAGUAUUUGGACAUGGUUGUGUCAGAGGUGCUUCGGAUGUGGGCUCCGGGCGUUGCACUGGAUAGACUUUGCAUUAAAGACUAUAAUUUAGGAAAACCAAACAAACAAGCUACACAAGAUUACAUAGUAAGUAACAGAUAUAUUGUAAGACAAAUUAAAACAUAUAAGUAG